AUGUAUCUUUUGGAACUACAAAAACUAAUGCGACACGCAGGUUUAAAUCAAGAGUCACAAUUAGAACGAGUAUAUCGCAACAUGAGCACUGAGUACCAAAUAUACAUCAAACGUCGGAAUUUCACUUGUCUAAAGGAAUUAAUAGCACUAGCUGAGGACUUCGAAGAACUACGCGAAGAGCAGAAUGAAGUAAGUCGAGCACGAGAUAGUGAGGUAAUCUUCGGGCGCGUAGCAGUGGAAUGUGCACGACCGCUGAUAAUACAGAAGACCAUGAGACGCAUAGCCAAUACACCGAAAUGUGAUAAAAUCAUUCAUAGUCCAGUCUCCAAGUCACCUUUCCGCAGCCAGCAGCAACACCAGCCAAUCGCCAAGCAAACACCUGCAGAAACGUCUAGAAUUUUUACUUCAACUACUGCAGCAAGCAUAUCAACACAAAGCGUGCGACAUCGAAAUGACGCGGAACAACAUCAUGUAUCACCGCAAGAUCGCAAACUAAUCCCAGAAAAUCCAAAAAUAAUUAAGCAACAGCGAGUUCCACAAGAGCAAGAACCAUUACAAGUCCAAUUGAAACAAAUGCAACAAGAGCAAGAUCCGAGUUCAAUCAGGCUGCAAAUACCAGAAGUACAACAAGAACAAAGUCCUAAAGUCAAAGAAAUGUCAGCAGAGUAUUGUCAACCACGAGUCAUACAAAAACAGGAAAUAUUACAAGUUCAAAUGAAGCAAGUAACGCAGCAACAAGAUCCAAGACCUAAUAGUGUACAAAAGGCGCAACGAUACCGAGAUCCAAGUCCCAUCAUGGUAGCACCUGAUGUAAAACAACAUCAAGCUACACAAGAACAAGCAGCACAGCACCAAGAUCUAAAACAUAUCAAAAAACAAAUACCAGAAAUACCACGACAACCAAAUCCUAAAUUCAACGAAAUGCCAGCAGAAUUUGGUCAACAGCUAGAUAUACAUGAGCACGUGGCACAACAGCAAGAUUCAAGACCUAGUAGCAUGGAAGAAGUACAACGACACCGAAGUGCAAGCCCUAUCAAUGUAACGCCAGGUCCAGAUGGAAAACAGCUACUAGAUACCCCAGAGCACGCAGUACAAGAAGUGUUUAACAUCUCGCAAGAACAACCACCGUCAAAGACUUCGCUAAUACCAUGGAAGCAAAAGGAUAAAAUUAUCAAAACGAAUUCGACAAAAGGUCAAAUAUAUGAUGAAAUACUUAGUCUUACCCAAUCAUUACCAUUAACACAACUACCACAGCAAAAGGAAAAAACAAUCCGCCUUCUAAAACAAGUAGGAGUAUGUUACGAGUAUCACGCAUCGAAAAAUCCACCUAGUAUUCAAAGUCGACAGCAACAAGUGAAACAUCGAAGUGUAUUUCAACAAGACGAUCACCACAUCAAAGAGCAACACGACUUCUAUAAAAUAUAUAAGAGUCCAAAACAACGUCACAGAAAUCACGCUGGCAGGUAA
Teleopsis dalmanni is the source of this 1467-nucleotide messenger RNA. Its product is annotated as glutenin, low molecular weight subunit-like. The record is from RefSeq and is a predicted model, not a curated record. The coding region runs from base 1 to 1467 and encodes 488 amino acids. NCBI's taxonomy places the organism in Eukaryota, Metazoa, Arthropoda, Insecta, Diptera, Diopsidae. The transcript has a single exon.